Molecule: messenger RNA, 1353 nt
Organism: Cryptosporidium muris RN66
Lineage: Eukaryota; Apicomplexa; Conoidasida; Eucoccidiorida; Cryptosporidiidae
Exons: 1
Coding region: 1-1353 (450 amino acids)
Source: RefSeq, a predicted model, not a curated record
AUGGAAGAUGGAGAUAACUUAAGAAAUUGUGGCACUAAUUAUGCAAGCAUGAAUUACAGAAGUGAAGGUUGUAAGAUUCAAUCCAAUUUAAAUAAUUCUAGUAAUGUUAUUAGAAAUAGUACUAGCAACCAUGUUAUUAAUCAGGUUAAUCAUUUGACAAACAAUUAUCCUAAUAAUUCUAGUAACAAUACUGUAUAUAGUGUAAACACAAAUAUAUUUCAUAUUAAUAAUUCAUUAAGGGAAAUAUUGGCUCGUAUUUUACCUGGGGAAAGCCUGGAUAAAGCUCUUUAUCUGGUUUCUUCGGUAUUAAAUAACAAUAUCACUCCAAAUAAUUUUAGACUUCAUUUAAUGCAUUUAUUAAAAAAUAUUCAGUUGGUUGAAAUGGUAGAGAAUACUGUAUAUCCAUAUUUAUCUCACUACUCGUCUACUAUUACAAAGAAUGGUAACCAAUAUAUCAGUGACACUACUCUGUCAAAUCAAGCUGUGGGGAUAUCGCAAGAUAUGACUAAUCAAAAUAUUACUUCAUCCGGACCUACAUCUUAUAUGCAUAAUACUAAAAAAACAAUAAGCCGUCAUGGAGGAUAUUACAACAUGCAAGCUAAAGAGGAUAUACUUCUGCAAAUAUUGAACCAUGUACUUAAACGAAAUGUACCUGCGAUUGUUGGUGUUGAUUUAACAGGUCCUUCAAAUAAUUACUUAAAUAUAGAUAUACCUGAGAUAUCAAAUAAACUAUCUUCAAAUAAUACAAAUGACAUUUCUAAAUGGAUAGGAAAAUUGGAACUUUAUUCUAAUAAUAUUAUUAUUAAGGAAUAUACUUAUAAGACCUUUAAAGGUGGUGGAGAUUUUUUUACUGAAAGUUAUUUGUUACUUUCCUCAACAAAGAAAAUGAAAACUACACUUUUUAGUGACAAUGCUGCUAAAACAAUGUAUCAAUUACUGAGUGUAUAUGUGAAGCAGUUUGUAAAGUCUGUUCUUUAUGAAGAAGAACUUUCUAUGAUGGAUAAUACAAAUGAUAACUUCCCUGGUUCUCUAGAUAAAGGUAAAGGUAAAGGUAAAUCUUUAGGUGGAAAUAAGGGAUUUGGUAUAGAUAAAAGUAUGAUAUCUUCCCCGAUAAAACCAAUUAUGAUUACAAAUUUAUGGUCAUGUCUUUAUAAAUCUCUGCUAUAUUCUAUGCAGAAACAAUACCCUUAUUGUAAAUAUAAAUUACGUGAGAUUAAAUCCCACUUAAUUUUAUCUGAUAUAGGUUUAAACAAUCCAAGUUACAUUGUAAUACCUGAAAGUUUACACAGACAUAUUGAAUCUUUGAUACUUUCAAAUGCGUACAAUCAAUGGGAGAAGUUAAGUAUAUUAUAA